AUGAAACACAUUAUCCACUCAAGUGCAAAUGUCAAUGGCACAACAAGAAACAAUUCAGACUGUCCCCAUGUGGCUUUGCCAGAAGAGAUAUUUUUCCUAAUUUCUAUCACUGGAGUUUUGGAAAACCUCAUUGUUCUCUUGGCUGUGAUCAAGAAUAAGAACCUCCAGUUCCCCAUGUACUUUUUCAUCUGUAGUUUGGCCAUUUCUGACAUGCUGGGAAGCCUGUAUAAGAUCUUGGAAAACAUUCUGAUCAUGUUCAGAAACAUGGGUUAUCUCAAUCCUCGUGGCAGUUUUGAAACCACAGCAGAUGACAUCAUUGACACCAUGUUCAUCCUGUCCUUGCUUGGCUCCAUCUUCAGCCUACUGGCAAUUGCUGUUGACCGCUACAUCACCAUAUUCCAUGCCCUGCAGUACCACAGCAUUGUAACCAUGCGCCGCACCACUGUAGCUCUAGCAAUCAUCUGGACCUUUUGCAUUGGUAGUGGUAUUACCAUGGUGCUCUUCUCCCAUCACAUCCCCACAGUGCUCACCUUCACGUCACUGUUCCCAUUGAUGCUAGUCUUUAUCCUCUGCCUCUAUGUACACAUGUUCUUACUUGCUCGCUCCCAUGCCAGGAACACUGCCACCCUUCCCAGGGCCAAUAUGAGAGGUGCCAUCACCCUGACGAUCCUCCUGGGUGUUUUCAUCUUCUGUUGGGCCCCUUUUGUCCUUCACAUUCUCCUAAUGACCUUCUGUCCCAGCAAUCCUUACUGUACCUGCUAUAUGUCCCUGUUUCAAGUGAAUGGCAUGUUGAUCAUGUGCAAUGCAGUCAUUGACCCUUUCAUCUAUGCCUUCCGGAGUCCAGAACUCAGGAGUGCAUUCAGAAGGAUGAUUUCCUACAGCAAGUACCCAUAG
This is a messenger RNA of Octodon degus (degu), 894 nucleotides long. It is a transcript of the gene Mc2r, whose product is annotated as melanocortin 2 receptor. Gene Ontology annotation, biological process: G protein-coupled receptor signaling pathway. Lineage: Eukaryota; Metazoa; Chordata; Mammalia; Rodentia; Octodontidae. The transcript has a single exon. Gene Ontology annotation, molecular function: corticotropin receptor activity. The record is from RefSeq and is a predicted model, not a curated record. Gene Ontology annotation, cellular component: membrane. The coding region runs from base 1 to 894 and encodes 297 amino acids.